Molecule: messenger RNA, 2304 nt
Organism: Naegleria lovaniensis
Lineage: Eukaryota; Heterolobosea; Eutetramitea; Acrasida; Naegleriidae
Exons: 3
Coding region: 1-2304 (767 amino acids)
Biological process (GO): negative regulation of cell population proliferation
Source: RefSeq, a predicted model, not a curated record
AUGCAAAACAACACACAAAAGCUAAGGUCCAUUCAGCAACUCCGAGAGAAUCAACCCUAUAAUGGGGCUUUAUUGGAAUGUAUCCCUAGUCCUGUCGUAUUUGAAUACUAUGACGAAUUUGGAAAAUAUGAAAUGAUCGUAGAGGUAUUGAAUAGAUCUGCAAUUCCGACUGCUAUUCGAUUGAAAAAUCAUUCAAAUAAGUUUUUCAAAGUGAAACGAGUCGAUGCAAGCGAGGGAAAAAUAGCUCCUGGGCUAUCGGCCAAGAUCUUGGUUACUUUUCAACCAGAUUCAUUGCUGGAUUAUACUGAACAAAUUUCAAUUAUUAGCGCCUCUAAGGAUGAGAUAAUACUUCCAUUGUUGGGGCGAAGAAAAAGGCCUCUAUUAACACUUCCAAGAAUAAUUGAUUUAGGACACUGCUUUAUUGGGACUGAAAUAAGUAAGGAAAUCAAAUGUAAAAACACAGGAGGAAAAGGGAACUUUUUGUUUCAAAAAGACUAUGAUCCAACUACCAACAUUAGAUUUUUAUUUUCUUCUCUGAACGAAUUCGAUCAUUCACAAAUAAUUGAAGUCUCACCAUUUAUAAUAUCUCCAAAAUACUUCUCGCUAGAAGGAAACGAAGAAAUACCAAUAACGAUAACAUUUAGGCCAGUGUCUGUCGGAGAUCAUGAACAAUCUGUUUUCUUAAUUUUCGAUAAUGAGCAGGUGUUUGAAAUUAAGAUUCAAGGUUUCGGUCAAUACCCAAAUAUUGAGCUUUGUGCCAUUUCAAACAUUACAAAUUUUGAUAGAAAAAGCCAUCCAUCGUUGUUGUGUUUUGAAAAUGUCUAUCCUUUCCAAAAAUCACCACCUCAAUAUUUAACUCAUUAUAACGAUAGUGACAUUGCUGUUGAUUUUGAAUGGAGGUACAUUAACGAGUAUGCGGACAUUCCUGUACAAACACAUACUUUAAAUUUACCAUUUUCAAUUAAGCCAAGCAGUGGAAGAAUUGACCCAAGACAGCAUAUCAAUUUUGAAGUUAGAUUUACGCCUAAAGAAUUGGGUAUUUACUCUGGCUACUUUAUUCUUUUCUUAAAUAACGUUCCAAUUCCAGCUUCUUGUGACCAUCCUCACUUUUACUAUUACAAAGCAGGUUUCUCUUGGUUUAAAAACAGUAUUUUGAAUUCUUUAACGACUUCUGACCCUUUGAAAUAUUUUUCAAGCUAUGAUGAAGAUGUUGACUCAAUUGAAGAAGAGCAAAGACAAACAGUCUUUGGAGCUGAGAAAAUUGAUGUUAUUGGGAGCGUACCUGUUUUUCAUUGUCGAGUUCAUGGAGACACCUCAAAGCUUAAUGUGACAGUGAGUCCACCGAUUGUUAAUUUCAAUAGCUUAGAGGUGGGAGCAAUCUUUGAAAAAGAGCUUUUUCUAAUCAAUAACUCGGAUUUUGAGGCCCCGUUCAAAUGGCUCAUUGGUGGCGAGGAAGAAGGUAUUAUUGUAGAUUUUAUUCCUCCAACUGGUUCCAUAUUACCCAAACAACGGUAUCCAGUGAAAUUGCUUCUCAAGUGUGAUAGGUAUCAGUCGUUCGAGAUCAGUUGUCUGUGUGAAAUUGCCAAUUCUGACAGCAUUGAGCUGUUUGUAAGAGGAGCUACAAAGCCACAAACUCUGAGAGUCGAUACUCCUUGUAUUGAUUUCGGAACGGUGGAAACGAAAAAAGUUUUGACGGAUUGCGUUCAGAUUUCGAACACCUCCCUUCAGGAGUUGUUUUGGGAAGUAGAUAUUCCAGAAAAUGACGCCAUUAUAUGUUCUCCAAAGCUUGGAAUGCUAAGAGUUGGAGAGUCGGUCCUUGUAAACGUUUCUAUUGAAUCUUUCUAUUCUCAAAUCAUCAAACAUUCUUUGGUAUUUAAGGUUAAAGAUGGCCCUCCUCAAUUUGUCGAAGUACAUGCUGAUAUUCAAGAACCCAAAGUAAUUUUGGACAAGUAUUACCAUGAUUUAGGAAAAAGUAUCAAGGUGGGAGAUGAGGUUGAGGUAAAAGUUCGUAUGAAGAACAUUUCUCAGAUCAGAGCAGAGUAUUGCUGGUACGAUUUGGGACAAUUUGCUGCAGAAUCUAGAGGAUAUGAAAUCAGGUUGGAAAACGAGAAGGGACAAUUGUUGCCAGAAGAGGAAGCUUAUACAAGUGUGAUUCUGAAAGCACUAUCCCCAACACCAAGCCUGGAAGAAGUAUUUCCUUGUUUUCUACAGGACGACAAAACAAAAUUCAUGGGAAUCAAGUUAAUAGGAAGUAUAAUUGACUCAUCCAACCUUGUAGAACAAAUUGGACACACUACUGCAUGA